This is a messenger RNA of Camelina sativa (false flax), 1235 nucleotides long. Its product is annotated as vacuolar-sorting protein BRO1-like. Gene Ontology annotation, cellular component: endosome. Gene Ontology annotation, biological process: protein transport to vacuole involved in ubiquitin-dependent protein catabolic process via the multivesicular body sorting pathway. Lineage: Eukaryota; Viridiplantae; Streptophyta; Magnoliopsida; Brassicales; Brassicaceae. The record is from RefSeq and is a predicted model, not a curated record.
UCAGGACACGUGUCAAGAAAACCACCGAAGAAUUAGAAAAAAUCAGAAGAGCGAUCAAAGGGGAUUUCUCAACCGCCAUGGCUUCGUCGGCGGUCUCUAAUCUGAUGCUCGCCAUUCAUGAGAAGAAGACGAACUCCGUUGAUCUCUACCGUCCUUUCCGCAACUACGUUACUUUCACCUACUCUGAGCGCGAGGCUCAGCUUAUAGACGACGAUCUUGAAACCGUGAAGCAGCUCCGAUCCGAUUUAGAACGCGUCCCCGAUCCGUCUCCGGCAGCUCGGCGAGACCUUCUCAUCUCAUAUUACAAAGCCCUUUGUCUGGUGGAAACGCGAUUUCCAAUUUCCGCAGAGAAGCACCAGGUGAACGCCGUUACUUUCUUAUGGUACGAUGCUUUCAAGCAAAAGCAAAAGUCUACUCAGCAGAACAUUCAUCUUGAGAAAGCCGCUGUUCUCUUCAAUCUUGGUGCUGCGUAUAGCCAGAUUGGACUCGGUCAUGACCGCACCACCGUGGAUGGGCGUCGUCAGGCUUCACAUGCGUUCAUCGCUGCUGCAGGUGCGUUUGUGUACUUGAAGGAUAAUUUGUCAUCUAAGGCGGCGAUUGGGCAGAGCCUCACCGUGGAUUUGUCGGUGGACUGCGUGGGAAUGUUGGAACGGUUGAUGCUUGCGCAAGCUCAAGAAUGUGUGUUUGAAAACUCCAUUGCCAAAGGAAGCACCCCUGGUGUUUCUGCUAAAAUUGCUAGGCAGGUUGGCAUAUUUUAUGAGGAAGCUUUCGCUGCGCUAACCACUUCACCAUUGAAGGAACAUUUCGAGAAAGGCUGGAUUUCUCAUGUGCAGCUGAAAGCAGCGGUCUUCUACAGUGAAGCUUGUUUUAGGUAUGGAAAAGAGUUGCACGAGAAAGAGGAAAUUGCAGAAGAAAUUGCACAGCUGAGGAGCGGAGCCAGCCGUUUGGCAGAAGCAGAAGCAAAGAAGCCAUACUCCUCAUGGCCAAGCGCCACCACAACCGUAUCCUCCUCAGACCCAGCAACAACCUCCAUCAUGGCAACAAGGCUCGUACUAUGAUCCCCAGGGACAGCAGCCUCGACCUUCACCUUUGAUAUGUUUCUUGAAUGACGUUGAAUUUUUGUUUAAUAGUGACUCAAAUUCUUUAUUCAAAAGUAGAGAGAUGAUAUGAUGGAUGAAAGUUGUGUAAAGCACAUUAUUCAUAUAUAUAGAUAAAGGUAAAUCAUUCCUUAUGGA